Bufo gargarizans (Asiatic toad) is the source of this 2719-nucleotide messenger RNA. RefSeq names its product E3 ubiquitin/ISG15 ligase TRIM25-like. Lineage: Eukaryota; Metazoa; Chordata; Amphibia; Anura; Bufonidae. The transcript has a single exon. The record is from RefSeq and is a predicted model, not a curated record. Bases 14 to 1753 code for a protein of 579 amino acids. Gene Ontology annotation, molecular function: protein binding; zinc ion binding.
CUUCCGUGCUACAAUGGCGUCUGCUGACCUGAGGGACGAGCUGAACUGCUCCAUCUGCCUGAACCUCUAUACGGAUCCCGUAUCCCUGAGAUGUGGACACAACUUCUGCCGCUCGUGUAUUGUAAGUGUGCUGGAUGCACAGGAGGCAGGCGGAGUGUAUUCCUGUCCUGACUGCAGAGUGGAAUAUCCAGAACAUCCGGCCCUGGAGAAGAACAGUAAGCUAAGUAAUAUAGUGAAGCGUUUCUUAUCUACUCAGCCUGAUAUGGAUAAGACCAGAACCUUCUGUAGUUACUGCACAAAGUCUCCUGUACCAGCUGUGAAGUCAUGUCUGCAGUGUGAGAACUCUCUAUGUGAUGACCACCUGACCGUCCACAACCAGACGAUGGAUCAUGUAUUAUCAGAACCCACCAGCUCAUUUGGCAACAAAAAAUGUUCCAUCCACAAGAAGGUUCUGGAGUAUUACUGCCCGCAGGACAUAACUUUUCUCUGUGUGUCUUGCUGUCUGGUCGGCAAACACAGGGGACACCAGGUGGAACUUCUAGAUGAGGCUUCAGAGAAGAAGAAACAGAAACUGAGGCAAUAUCUGAAUGAACUAAACCCACAAAAAGCAGAAAUUCAGACAAGAAUCCAGAGUUUGCACAAUCAUAAGGUGAAAAUCCAGAAGAAAGUCUCUGAGAAGAGGAAGAACGUUAAUAAGUUAUUUAUGAACAUUAAGGAACAACUGGAAAUUGCAGAAAAUAAAGUUCUGAGCAAGAUUUCCAGGCAGGAGAUUGAGAUGGUGUCCAAGAUAUCUGAUCUGAUCAAAAAGAUGGAAAUAAAAGAGGACAAGCUGUCCAGGAAGAUGUGUCAGAUGGAGAAGAUGUGUUGUGUCACUGACCCAAUAAGACUAUUACAAGAAAGUGACAUUACAGUAUCUAGUCGUGGAGAUGAUGAGGACACAAGAGAAGAUAGUGGACAGAUCAAUGCUGAAGAGGUGGGACUGGUCCCAGGAGAAGAUGAAGUUCAUGUACCUGACCCCAAAGUGCAGGAUAAUGGGACUGACCCAAAAAGUGUCCUAGAAGAAUCAGACCAAAGAGCAUCCCUUAGUGAUAACAGUGUGGAGGCAGAAGAAGAAGCUCCAGUCAGUGACAAUGAGAUGGCUGAUGAUCUGGAAGAUGUUCUGAUCUCAUCAAUAUUACACCGAUCUAUGAAGGAUGUUGUCACCUAUGUAACAUCAGAGCUCAGGUUCCAUGUUCCAGACAUCUUGCUGGAUGUGGACACGGCUCAUACAAAGAUGGUGUUAUCAGAAGAUAUGAAAACAGCAACAGAUUUGAAAGAAAACCAGGGCCGACCAGAAAUGCCAGGAAGGUUUCAGAGUUACAACCAGAUAUUAAGCAGAUGUAGUUUCUCCUCAGGAAGACAUUACUAUGAGGUAGAGUGGAACCAGAUGGGACAAUGCGGCAUUGGAAUGUGUUAUCCCAGUAUAGAAAGAAAUGGAUAUCAGUCUGGUAUUGCACAGAAUGAUAAAUCUUGGUGUUUGGCCAUGUGUGAUAAAAAGUGUUCAGCAUUUCACAACUCGGUUAUCCUAAUCCCUGAUGUUAAUCCAAUUUGUCCAACACUUGGAGUCUUCUUAGAUUAUGAGGCCGGGCGUCUGUCCUUCUACCAGCUGUGUGACCCCAUCAGACACUUGCACACCUUCCGUGCUUCCUUCACUGAACCCUUACAUGUUAUCCUGUAUGUUCUUGAUGAAGCCUCUGUUAAAAUAAGAAGCUGAGUCCCAUGUUGCCCACAUUAUAAUCACUAUAUAGAUAUGUAGAAAGCUUCAGCAGGACCUUCUGAGAACAUGAAGCAUAUAGCAAUUUCUUGGAGAUAAGAUGUAGCAGCAUUAAUGUUUUAUCCGAAUAUAAAUUUUACAGGGAGUUUGUCACUUACAAAAUUGGUUUCAAAGUAAGCAUACCACCAUGCAGGAGCCCUAAGAAAUAACUGUACCUUUCUUGUGAAAAUCUGGUCCUCUAAUCCUGAGAAAUGCUUCUUUUAAUUCUUAUACAAAUAAGAUUUUCAGGGCACCAUCGCUUAGCCAGUAAAGUGUCACAGUGUCUCGCCCUCUCGUUUGAUUGUCAGUGCAAAUGACGCAAGGGAAUUUAGUUGCACCAAACAGAGCAGCCCUGCCUAUGGUGCACCGAAAAUGAUGGUAUGCUUACUUUUUGGUUUUGGAGGUGCCAGUCUGUCGCUUUACCUCCACUGAUCCCUCAGUGCGGACAAUUUCCACUUUAUGUCCUGGCUCAACACACCAGAAAUGCCAGUAACAGGGCACUGGGCCUAUCACAGGCUUUACUGGUGACUCACCUCAUCAGUAACUGGAUAAAUUAGGCUGUCAUGGUAGCAGUGAUGGGGAUCGGUGGAGGUCCGUAAUGCUUUUUAUUUUCUAAACUUUCUCUGAAAAACCCUAUAAUGGGGGAGAUGUCCUGAGAUUGAUAACUGUUGAUCAUUAGAGGGUUAUUCCAAUCGGAUGAAGUGGUGGUAGAUAGGUAGAAUAUGUGAUUUCCCCGUCGACUGCCGGGACCCCCGAUGAUCCUGAGAGCAGCGCUGACUGUAUUAUCAGGGGGGCAGUAUGUAAAGCUGAGGUUUUGUCUGACCGGAAGGAGCUUUUACAUGUAUAAUACUUAUUCCUUUUUUGUAUGAUUACAGUGGAGCACUUCUCUGUUUCUCAUGGUCUUUCUUAAUAAACAUGUAAAUUGGG